This is a messenger RNA of Patella vulgata (common limpet), 2718 nucleotides long. Its product is annotated as NADP-dependent oxidoreductase domain-containing protein 1. Bases 1 to 1095 code for a protein of 364 amino acids. NCBI's taxonomy places the organism in Eukaryota, Metazoa, Mollusca, Gastropoda, Patellidae. The transcript is spliced from 5 exons. Gene Ontology annotation, biological process: L-proline biosynthetic process. Gene Ontology annotation, molecular function: pyrroline-5-carboxylate reductase activity. The record is from RefSeq and is a predicted model, not a curated record.
AUGGCGAUGAUACAACGUCUUAACAACACGUCUUCUGACAGUUCUUAUGAUAUUACAAGACGUUUACCAUCUUUACAGUUUGAAAGUGCUUUAACGGAUGAAGAAAAAGAACUUUUAUCACUUAGAUCCAGGUCGCACGCGAUAACUGUAUCAAUAUGCGCACAUUCCAUAUAUUUAGCCGAUAUUUUGAGCGAAGUCAGGCAAUUGAGAGCUCAACUGCAAAGUACUUCAAGAAAAACUGCGAUGAUUUUACAUGAUAUCAAUGAAACAAAAGACAGUGUUAAAGUUGGUAUAUUGGGUGGCGGAAGAUUAGGAAGUCAGAUUGCUCAUUGUUUGAUUACGUUCGGUCGAAUGAAUCUACAAAACUUACAAAUAUCAACUAGAAGACCUGAAACAUUAGAAUAUUUACAGCAUAAAGGAGUUGAUUGUUACUAUGGCAACAAGAGAUUAGUGUCAUCUGUAGAUCUGUUGUAUAUCUGUGUUCUUCCGUCUCAGUUACCAGGAAUCGCAGAUGAAAUUAAAGGAUAUUUAUCACCCUCGACUGUGGUUUAUUGUCCGUCCUCUAGUAUGCCGUUAAAAAAACUCAAACAACUUUUACGAACAAGCAAUAUUCUCAAAUCAGAGUUUCAUUGGACAGAAGAAAGCAGUCGUAAUGAAUGGGAUUAUAACGUAAAUAUAAAAACGUCGCUUGAAAAACGAGAUGUGGUUAAUAUGACAAAUCCAAUCUUUCAAAAUAGACCAGAUAAUGUGGUAUUUUGUAACCCGAGAUUAGCGGAGAUGAUGGUGUGUGCUUGCGUAAAUAUGUCGUCUGUUGUUGGUUUAACAACCAGUGAAAUGUUAGAAUGUGUAAAUAUGGUGAUACUAGAAGAAUCUGACAGAAAUCAGUUAGCAGACAAUGUUAGGUUAACCGCAGCUGAUUUUGGUUUCAGUAAUUUGGAUCCUUCUGAGUUAUCCCGUAGAAUAGAUUUACCAUCAAUAGAAGAUAAACAGACAAAACUACAGAAGAAGAUGGCUCUACCAGAAUUUAUAGAAAUAUUUAAAAAACGAUACUCAUGUGUCUUUGAGGAAUUACAUCAUUUAAUUGCUCAUGGUUAAAAUUAUGCCCCCAAAACCCCUUAAGCCAUACAAAAAAAAUAUACUGGCUCUCUGAUGCGGGUGGGUGGUUGUUACUUUUUGUCUUUUUUCAAAAAGAUUCCCCGGUUGUACGUGACAAGGAGUAGGGUCGCCUGUCCAACCUUGUGGGUAUCCGGUUUUGUCCCACUGCUAAAUAAAGACCCCUACGUUCAAGUGAAUUUUUGAAAUAAAACUGAACCAUAUGUUAGUCCCGAAAUGACCUAGUUUGUGUCGAGUGGACGUUAAACUCCAUUUCUCUCUUUCAAAAGAUCACUCUGAGAUUCAAGGCACUAUAUUUAUCUAAUUAUGUUGUACAGUUGUGUAGUUGAUAAAUGAUCCAACGCCACAUCUCUGGGUUCAUUCCAAUUUUUAUAUAUUACAUCUGGGGUAAAAUGUUUAUGUGCAGAAAUUGUCUUUUUAUAAGCCCACAUUUUCAUUAAAGUAUAUACAUGUAACAGGGCCUAUCAAUUGUUGUGAACCCUCUAGGGGUCAAAAUUUUUAUUCGAUAUCUCUGUUUUUUUUUAUAUAUGUGCAUAUCGGACUGUAACUUCCUGGAUUAUGGCCCCUGAUUGUACAAAAAAAUUACAUAUUUUAUUCCUAGCUUGUUCUCUGCCCAUCUGUUGCAAAAUGUGGGCGUAUCUUGAAUGGCAACUGCUUGUUAUAAUGAUGAAUCUUUGAACACAUAUCAACCUGUUUAGUUGUUGAGUCAUCUACCAAUUAGAAACUCCUAUGAUUUUAUAGUUUUUGUGUUACCAUGGAAACAAAUUUCACUCAGUUUUUGGAAUACAUUUGAAUGUUGUUAGUUUUUAUACAUAUUUAGUAUAAUAUGGAAAUUUUGAAAAGAAAUAUGUGAUAACAGAAAUAUUAACAGACAUUAGGUUCACCUGUGCCCUUUGGUAUGUCCAACUUUUAUUUUCUAGUCAGAUCUAUUACCAGCCCAGAUGUUGAUACUGAUAUAUGUUAGUCCCAAAUAAUCUGGUUUGUGUUGAGUGGACAGCAUUAAUUUCUCUUGCACUCCCACUCUCCCUCUCUCUUGCAUCCGCCUCCCUCUCUCUUGCACCCCCUCCCUUUCUCUUGCACCCUCCUCCCUCUCUCUUGCACCCUCCUCCCUGCACCCCCCUCCCUUCCUCUUGCACCACCUCUCUCCCCCCAUCACCUCUUUUCCUCUCUCUUAAAACAAAUGGCCUCUUGGCCCCCAUUCCAUCCUUGCUGUUAAGUAUUGUUUGUGUUAAGUGGUCAGCAUACCCCCUCCCCCCUCUCUAUCUUGCCCCCACCAUCAGCUCUCAAAACUAAUGGACUCUGGGCCCCCAUUCCACCCUUGCCGUUAUGCCUGGUUUGUGUUGAGUGGUCAGUCAUCUUUCUCCUCCUCUCUCCCUCCUCCUCUUGCUUGCCCCACCUCCACCACCUCUCUCCCUAUCUCUCUCAGAACUAAUGGACUCUGUGUCUGUGUGAAUUAUAAUGAAUAUAUUGAUCUGCUGUAAUGUGAUAUGAGAUAUUGAAUAUUAUCUCAACUAGGUUUAUUUUGUUAUAAAUUAUCUAACUGUGAUAUUUAUUAAUAAUGUUUAAAUUAUCAUUGAUUGAAUAAGAAAUAUCCAUUGCAAUUUA